Messenger RNA from Kluyveromyces marxianus DMKU3-1042, 393 nucleotides. RefSeq names its product putative tRNA 4-demethylwyosine synthase (gene TYW1). The transcript has a single exon. Lineage: Eukaryota; Fungi; Ascomycota; Saccharomycetes; Saccharomycetales; Saccharomycetaceae. Bases 1 to 393 code for a protein of 130 amino acids. The record is from RefSeq and is a predicted model, not a curated record.
AUGAUGAGCAUAUCAACACAGUCAACUUCAGGUUUUCUGGAUAAAGUUCCAUCUAGUUUGGUGGUAUAUACCGCAGUGAUGUUCUAUCUUUUAUCUGGAGGUAGAAUAUCUGUUUCGUUAGCGGUAGUUGUAGGGUUUUUUAUACUGCGGAAGCACAAUGAGGAAGUGUCAAGUGCGAAGGUCGAAGAGGUCGAGCCCCCAAAGAAAAAAGGAUGCUGUGGUGGUAAGAAUGGUGGUUGUUCGGGGCACAAGGUAGAUGAUAAUGGUUUACCUAUCAAGAAGAAGUCGUGCUGCGGAGGUGCAUGUAAAUCUAAAAAGGUUGAAGAUCCAGCACCAGCUGUAGAGAUUUCAUACGAUAAUGAGAUUGAUUUCACUGAUUCUUUCAAGAGGUAA